This is a messenger RNA of Chaetomium strumarium, 1387 nucleotides long. RefSeq lists its product as uncharacterized. The transcript is spliced from 2 exons. Gene Ontology annotation, molecular function: exopolyphosphatase activity. NCBI's taxonomy places the organism in Eukaryota, Fungi, Ascomycota, Sordariomycetes, Sordariales, Chaetomiaceae. Gene Ontology annotation, cellular component: cytoplasm. The coding region runs from base 93 to 1376 and encodes 427 amino acids. The record is from RefSeq and is a predicted model, not a curated record.
UAAAGUAACUUCGUUGAUACACUCACUGAACUUCAUUCCAUCCCCCGUGCAUAACCUCAAACAAAGUAGUUGCCUUUGAGACUGCCUUAGCCAUGCCUGCAUCCCGGACUUCAUUAGCAGGCUUCCUGACGGCUGCCAGGGCUGUGUUGGUGAGCCCUCCUGCGCAGCGACCGAAACCCCUCACUUUUGUUGUUGGGAACGAGUCGGCGGAUCUCGACUCUAUCUGCUCCGCCAUCUUCGUCGCUUACUUCCGCAGCCACACACCCCCAUACGCCCUGCACAUCCCUCUUUCCAACCUUCCGCGCGCCGACCUCGCCCUCCGCCCGGAACUGAAUGCGGUCCUCCACCCAGCUCACCUCAGCCUAGACCAUCUCAUCACCCUAAGCGAUCUGCCCCGGGAAGAAGACCUCGGCGUGUCAGACACCCGCUGGCUCUUGGUAGAUCACAACGUCUGGACCGGCAGGCUCGCCGCCCGCUUCCCUUCUCCCGUCAUAGUCGGCUGCAUCGACCACCACGAAGACGAGGGCGUCGUCCCCACGGCCCUCCCCGCUGGGCAACCCCGCGUCUUUGCCAAAUGCGGCAGCUGCAUGAGCCUGGUGGUCGAGCAAUGCAAAGAGACCUGGGACCGGCUCAGCUGCGAGGGCGGGCCGACUUCGAAGAACCCGACGCAUUGCGACGCCGCGCUUGCACGCAUCGCGCUGGCGCCCAUCCUCGUUGACACGGCCAACCUCACGUCCAAGGACAAGACGACCGAGCGGGACGUCAGCGCCGUGCGGGUGGCGGAGUCUAAGCUGCUCUCCGCCUUGUCGGCGUCGUCAGCGGAAGGGGAGGGAGGAGGAGGGGGAGGAGGCGAGUACGAGCGCGGGAAGUUUUACGACGAGCUAGCGCGGCUGAAGGAGCAGAUUGCUGGCAUGCCGUAUCGCGAUGUCCUGCGGAAGGAUUACAAGCGGUGGCGCGAAGGAUCGUUGUCCCUCGGGGUGUCGAGCGUCGUGCAGGGAUUUGAGUAUGUGGUGCAGGAGGUGGGCGACAAGGACCAGGCAGCGUUCCUAGGCGCGCUGAGGGACUGGGCUGCGGAACAAGAGCUGGAUGUCGUGGCUGUUAUGACUGUUUCGAGGCCCGGCGGAGUAUUUACGCGGGAGUUGCUGGUCUGGGGGUUGAAUGAGGAGGGGGCAAAAGCGGCGAGGGAGUUUGACUUGAAAUAUGGCAGCACGCUCGGGUUGGAGUCGUGGAAGGGGGGUGAGCUGGAUGGAGGGAGCAUUCAGGGGACGAACUCGGAGGGAUUGAGAAUGUGCUGGACACAGAGAGCGAUUGAGAACAGUAGGAAACAGGUGGGACCAAUGUUGAGGGCUGCCAUGCGCGAGUCUUCGAGAUUGUAACUAGUUAAGUC